CUUUGCUGUCACUACUCACUAAUCUCUGUUAUAGUCAACUGUCAUUUCGAUACUUCCGAAAUUGUCGCUCCCUUUUAAACAGUUCAUAUAAAUCCGUGAGCUCAGCUUUAAACAACAAAAAUGGCCGAGGUCAUACCUAUUGAAAAUCGUAUGAUACAGUUCCUUACUAGAACUUUAGGAAAUACUAGUGCAAUGCCCGAAGGCGCCCCGGCUGAAAAUAAUAUGGUACAGUUGCUAACCAGAACUUUAUCGAAUCGAACACCGUUUGCAUCGAACUUGUUUAGUUCUGUCAUCAAACCUUUUAAAAACCAAGUUUACGAAGAUUUGAAGCGUCAAGCACAAGAAUCAGGACAACUCUUCGAAGAUCCUGAGUUUCCUGCUGUCAAUUCUUCCCUUUUUUAUAGUAAAAACAGUCUUCCUGGUCCAGUAGAAUGGAAGCGCCCUAAGGAAAUUCAUCAUAAUCCCAAACUCUUUGUUGAUGGGGCAUGCAGCUGUGAUGUAAUUCAGGGAAUGCUGGGAAAUUGCUGGUUUGUUGCUGCUUGCUCAUCACUUGCUCAAGAAAAAGAAUUAUGGAAUAAGGUUAUACCAGAUUCUGAAAUACAAGAAUGGAGUGAUGAGCACCCUGAAAAUUAUGCAGGAAUUUUUCACUUUCGAUUUUGGCUUUUUGAUGGUUGGUAUGAUGUUGUGAUUGAUGAUAGGCUUCCGACUAUUGAUGGACAAUUGAUUUAUAUUAAGUCAAGAGACAAGAAUGAAUUCUGGGGUGCUCUUCUGGAAAAGGCAUAUGCAAAAGUAGCUGGUUCUUACGAAUCUCUUGAUGGAGGUAACUUAUGCGAUGCCUUGAUAGAUUUCACUGGAGGAAUAGCAGAAACUUUUCAACUUCAAGAAGAAAAAUAUUAUGAAAAUGAGGAAAAGAAAGCCCAAUUAUUCCGUACAAUGCGAUCUGAAAUUGAAAAUCAUUCUCUACUUAGUUGUGCCAUUUCUGCUGCUUCUCAAGAAGAAAUGGAAGCUAGAACGGAAGUGGGACUAGUAAAAGGUCAUGCUUAUGGUAUUACUGCUGUCAAAAAGGUAUAUAUUGGUGAAACAUCUUUGAUGACCUUAUUUGCUCAAAAAGAAAAGAUCUACAUGAUUCGAAUGAGAAACCCAUGGGGUCAAAAAGAAUGGUCUGGACCUUUUAGUGAUGGUUCAGCGGAAUGGGAGCAAAUUUCUGCGAGCGAGAGGGAACGAAUAGGAUUAACGUUUGAAGAAGAUGGCGAAUUUUGGAUGACUUUUGAUGAUUUUUGCCAGUAUUUUACUGAUUUAUCUAUCUGCCGUUUGGUAAAUACAUCUUGGUUCAGUUUCAAUAAAACUUGGAAUGAAGCAAUAUUUCAAGGCAAAUGGACGACAGGGCCGCAGAAUUCUGAAACGGAUCGUGCUGGAGGAUGUUACAACCACAAAGAUACUUUUCUUCGAAAUCCUCAAUAUCGUUUUGAUGUUGAAGCGGACGAUGACACAGUAAUGAUAUUUUUAAUGCAACGUGACAGGAGAGCCUUGAGAUGCAAGGGAAUACAACAUCUUGUGAUUGGAUUUCAUGUUAUGAAAGUUGAAGCGAAUCGCCGUUACAGAUUGCAUGCUGUUAAAGAAAAGGCUGCUGGAUCAGAGUAUGCAAUGUCCAGGAAUGUCUUUCAGCGUUGCACUUUAAAAGCUGGUCGUUAUGUAAUUGUACCCACUACGUUUGAGCCUAAUCAGGAAGGGGAGUUUCUCCUUAGAGUUUUUACAAGCAAGGCUAAUAAUGGAAAGGAACUAGUGCAUGAUGUUCCAACUCAGAGUAUGUGGCCAUGUGUGUCAUAUCCUUGCCUUUUGACUAAGGUUUUUGUGAAAGGUGCAACUGGUUUAGAAAAGCAAGACAGAUUUGGAAGUGCUGAUCCUUAUUGCAUUAUUAAAUGUGAAAGUGAGCGAGUGCGCAGUCCAGUGUGUCGUGAGACUCUAGAUCCUGAGUGGAAUUUGACAGCCUUAUUUUAUCGAAAGCAUGCCGAUUCUUUAAUCAAAAUUCAGGUCUGGAACAGCAAUGUUGUUAUGGACACAUGUUUAGGAAAAGCAUCUGUUGAAGCACCUUUGAAUCCUGCAACAAUAACAAGAGAAGUUGAAUUGUUUGGUCGACUUCAGGAAAAAGGAGUGCAGAAACCAGGCACAGUUACGCUUGAAAUAACAACUGUUGAUGACCUUAUGGCAUUUUAAAGAUGCAGUUUCAUUGUUAAGAUAAGAUAUUUUAAAGGUGCAGUGCUUUUGCUCAAGCUUCAUCGUCCUUCCGCAUUUUAAAAAAAAGAUAUUUGUGGAGAGAGAGAGUACAAAUUUCGCCAUUAAUGGAUUUUCAGCUAUGGAACUCUGCAUAAAAUUUUUGUAAAUAUCUUAAUUUUUCAGAUUGUUUUUCUCUUUUGGGUAUUUUUUUAAAAAUAAUUUUUAAUGACUUGUGUGCUGUUUUUUAAGCAUUGAUUUAUUCUUUUUGUAAGAUUGAAAAUGUGUGUAGUAUAGAGUUAUAUGAAUCUUUUAUUGUCCUUUGACACUUCAUGUUCCCUCUCGCACAGACAGUAUUUGCCAUUGUCCUUCUGGUGUUCCUGCAUUUGGUAGUUUUUUUUUUUUAAGUACGCCUGAAAAGGUAUUGCUGUUUGUCCGGGAAACAUUGGAGUGUAAAGUUAAAAAAUGCAAAGUAAUGUACUAAGAGGAUUGUUAAGAAUUUAAAAACAUCUUUUUAUGAAUGUACAAAGCAUAAUUUGUUGCUUAUUCAUAUAUGUAUGAAAUAUCUCAUGAAUUUUCAUUUGGAUUUACUUAUGAUUGUUUCUUGCAGCUCAUUGCUUGUAUAUACUUAUGACUUUAAUCUUGCCUAAACUUGUUGAAUUUUCUGCUAAAUGCAAAUAUUUAAAGCAUGUAAGUGGUAUUGAACUAGCAUUUAUCCAUUUAGUUUUUCUGAGAAAUUUUAAAGUAUAAUUCCACUUUUAUUACAUUUACUUGGACCAAAAAUUAUGAAAGAAAUAUGUGCAAAUGAUUACAUAUUAAAUUUCCGUGUUUUACUAUUCAACUAAUGUAAAAUAAAAUAUGAAUUAUUACAUUAUUUUAAUUCAUAAUAUGAGGGUGUAUCAUUAAGUAACGCUCAUAAUUUUGAACGUAUUAAAAAAGAAUGCAGUGAAUGACAUAAUGAAAGUGAGAUGAAAGUAUUACCAAAUUAUUACUUUUCGACAUAACUGCCAUUCGUGAUAACACAUUUAUAACUUGGAUUUUCAAACAAAUAGUUUGAAAAUCGAAAGCGUGGGGCUUCUCCGAAACUUGCCGUAAAGCAUCUGAGGGGUGGAGGAUUCAGGUUUUCAUCUGUUUGGAUUCUUGAAGAAAUUCCAUCGCGAUCGGAAAUUUGAUUCCAACUAUGACUUCAAGCGGGCCUUGCGAUAGUGGCUCUACUCGCAGCCAAUGGUUAUUGUGUGACCCAGUUUUUUCAAUUGACCAGCGCUGGAAUAAAUGUUUCAGUGUGAAUAGCGGUUAUGUCGAAAAGUAGUAAAUUGGCAAUAUUUUCUUUUCCAUUUCAUAUUAGCAUUCAUUGCAUUUAAAAAAAAAUUAUGUUCAAAAUUAUGUGCGUUAUUUUUGACACUUCAUAUUUGUUGCUGUCAUAACCACUCCCUUAUUAAUCAAGCUUUCAUACUAUGUACAUGCAUAUUUGAGUGAAGUCAUCUUAUUUUCAAAGUUUUCUUGUAUGUCAUUUUUGUGCUAUAUUCUUCCAUAAAGUUCGGAUUUAUUUUUCUAUUUUUAACUUGUGAUAUUUUUUUAAGAUGUGUAAAGUGCAGUAAAAAAAAACCUAAGUGGCAGCUGAAUGAAAUGCUUCAUUGUAUAGAAUUCAUCAGUUUAAAAUAUUAAGACAUGAGCUAUAUUUUAAAUAUAAAAAAGUAUAUUCUCCAUUUGCUUCUGGAAAAAAUCCGGCUAUUUGUGUACAUUUCUACUUCAUAUUUCAUGUAAUUGCAUUUAAAAAAGUCUAUUGUUAUAUUUGAAAUCCAAUUGUAACUUACUGUAGGAAGCAUUGUAUCAAUUUUUAAAAAAUUCUUUUUAUUUAAAAAGUUUAUACAAAAUAAAAUUUUUCCUUUUAUCUAUUCUAUUUAAAGUGCAA
Molecule: messenger RNA, 4123 nt
Organism: Argiope bruennichi
Lineage: Eukaryota; Metazoa; Arthropoda; Arachnida; Araneae; Araneidae
Product: calpain-5-like
Exons: 15
Coding region: 121-2214 (697 amino acids)
Biological process (GO): proteolysis
Cellular component (GO): cytoplasm
Molecular function (GO): calcium-dependent cysteine-type endopeptidase activity
Source: RefSeq, a predicted model, not a curated record